GAAGUGGGGUCAGUGUGCCGGGAUGAUGGGUGCCCGGUUAACACGCGUGUUUAAGAGUUUUAACCUGGAGAGCCGAGCCCACCGGGAGAUCGGCAAAGCGAAGCCCACGCCUGCUCCGCGAUACCCUGUCGCAGCGGCCACGCAGGACUACCCUGACCAAUUCCAAGAAGAAAUUAAGAAGAAAGAUGAACAUCUUCAUGCAUUAUUAAAAGAGGUUUAUGUUGAUUCCAGAGAUCCACCUAUGAUUGUAAAAAACAGUGGAGGAAGCCUCCCUUCUAAGACAGAGGAGCACCGCCUUGCAAAAACAGGCCAGCUUGCUCACCUAGAUGUUAAGACUAUUCCCAAAGGCAAAAUCUCAGUAAUUGAGGCCUUGACCCUUCUCAGUAAUCAUCAUCAUUCUCCAAAUGAAUGGACUGCAGAGACAAUAGCAACUGAAUACAGCCUAGAACUAAAGGAUGUGACUGCCCUCUUAACAUAUUUCAUCCCUUUUUCUGUGAAAAUCUUUCCUCCUCAAGACAAAAAAGCCAUACAACCUAGAUAAAAUGUCUGCCAAAUUGUGAUGGAUGUGCAAACUGCUGUUUAUCUUAUCCCCCUUUCUCCAUCCUAAAAAACUGAAGAAGUGUCUUAUUUAAGUGGAGUCUGCAGUCACUUUUGUAACCCAUUAUGGCCAUAACAGUAUGACAUAGGAGGCAAACCUUAGCAGAAUCUGUGAGGAAGCCCAAAAUGGCAGUUGUCUGAAAGUGAUUUGUUACAAAUCAAACAAGCAAACAAAAUCAUUAUCUUUAUGCCUGAUCUUUGUCAGUUUUGUGUGCUG
This is a messenger RNA of Gekko japonicus, 814 nucleotides long. RefSeq names its product NADH:ubiquinone oxidoreductase complex assembly factor 4 (gene NDUFAF4). Lineage: Eukaryota; Metazoa; Chordata; Lepidosauria; Squamata; Gekkonidae. The transcript has 3 exons. Gene Ontology annotation, cellular component: mitochondrion. Gene Ontology annotation, biological process: mitochondrial respiratory chain complex I assembly. The coding region runs from base 23 to 541 and encodes 172 amino acids. The record is from RefSeq and is a predicted model, not a curated record.